CUCAUUCCGAUCUCCCCUCGGCACCCUAAAAUUACCUCUAUCGGUGCCUAGAUUGCCAGUUUAUGAGAUAGAAUGGCACUGGAAGCAACUAUUUCAGCUUGUGCGUGCUAGCAAAACAGAGAAGGCCUCUGGCUGAGCGGCUGCUGGCACCACCAAAAUAUACAAUCCGACCAUGGACUCAACCAGACACAUUCAAUCUACCGGCUCUAUCUCCGAGUUCCUGCAAUCAAUCCUUAAACAUGAUCCACCCUACACCACUUUGAUCGUAUGCUCGACCAGGGACCAAUUCUUGACCCGAUUGUUCGCUUCUGUGCACCCAGCAAGGGAAGCAGUCGCCGGACGCCAUCGGAUCUAUGACAAAACCAUCGGACUGCUGUCUAAAUCCAGCCGAGUCAGGGUAUUAUUUUGCCCGACUUUGGAGAAUCUACGCGCUUGUCUGUCCGUGAUACCGUCUCAAUCUAGCACCCAGGGGAGGGAUGAGGUGGAGGGGCGCGACAAAGCACGACCUCUAUUAGCAGUCGUCGACCCUCUAUCCCUCCAUCUCCCAACCACGGAAUUCUCCGCCCAAGGUCUGUCCAGAACAUUUGCUGCUUUAGCGGAGACCUCCUUCAAAGCAAACAUGGACCUCAUUGUUUGUGAAUGCCACGAGUCCAUACGCCCAGAAGAAUCACCAUGGAAUACACAGGUACCCUUGUUGAACAGUACUGUACGUGGGUCAGAAGAAACCGCCCUCUUCCGACGCACUGUGCCGGUGAAAAGGGUUGUAGAACGUUGGUUCGAGUUCUCUGGAAGAGCCUAUGCUGCUGCAGGCACAAAUGAAUGAUCUACGGGAUAAUGUUCGAACGCAUGUAGCGACAUAAAAGAAUGGACAAAUGAACUCGAUAACAUUAAUGAAAGACU
Molecule: messenger RNA, 900 nt
Organism: Aspergillus homomorphus CBS 101889
Lineage: Eukaryota; Fungi; Ascomycota; Eurotiomycetes; Eurotiales; Aspergillaceae
Exons: 1
Coding region: 173-823 (216 amino acids)
Source: RefSeq, a predicted model, not a curated record